Corticium candelabrum is the source of this 1858-nucleotide messenger RNA. RefSeq names its product protein mono-ADP-ribosyltransferase PARP11-like. The transcript is spliced from 3 exons. NCBI's taxonomy places the organism in Eukaryota, Metazoa, Porifera, Homoscleromorpha, Homosclerophorida, Plakinidae. Gene Ontology annotation, cellular component: nucleus. Gene Ontology annotation, molecular function: NAD+-protein mono-ADP-ribosyltransferase activity; NAD+ poly-ADP-ribosyltransferase activity; zinc ion binding. The coding region runs from base 501 to 1694 and encodes 397 amino acids. The record is from RefSeq and is a predicted model, not a curated record.
UGUGUGUGUGUGUGUGUGUGUGUGUGUAUGUGUGUGUGUGAGAGAGAGAGAGAGAGAGAGAGAGAGAGAGCAAGGGCCAGCAAUUUUGCUGGGGAGUCGAUAAUCAGUUUGCUUGCAUGAGAGGAUGCAUUCGUCAACAUCCGGGACCUUUGGAUCAGAGUUUGAGUGCGGGAGGGCCACAUACAUAAGUUCCCUUGGGCAAGGAACUAACAUACACUUGCCUCUCUCUUCGGAGUGUCAGUUCUGUCCAGCAAGUUUGAAGCAUGAAGUAUGAAGUAUGAAGUACAGCAAGUAUGACGUACCUAGUGACAUGAUAGUGUGACUGCUGAAAGUGUAGAGUAUAGCAAGUAUAGUCAUUGCAUUAUCGAACCUGGGCCCUAAGGGUCCUUGUAAAAAUGUAUGUAUGUACGUAUGUAUGUAUGUAUGUAUGUAUGUAAGUAUGUAUGUAUGUAAGUAUGCAUGUAUGUAUGUAUAACACGCAUACGUAGGCGGAAAAUCAAAUGAGAUUUGUCGAAAUCUCAUUCGAUUUCGUAAUCACAAACAAGAUUUGUCGAAAUCGACAACUCAGUCCAUCAUGUAUAACACGCGUUCGUAGGCGUAAAAUACAAUAUCCUGACUUUAGUUCUGGACAAGAAGAAACGAAACUUCGUAAUCGUUGUCAAAAGUUAAAGGAUGACUAUAGCGACCUGAAGACAAGAAACGAAUAUCUCGAGGCUUCAAAUACUGAGCAUAAAGAUAGGAUACAGGGUCUCGAGAUUAAUGUGCAACGCGAGAAAAGUAGCCGGUCUAAAGCCGAACAGGAGAAUGUGCAACUUCUUGUUCGUCUACAAAAGUUGGAAGCUGAAAUAACUUUAAUAAACAGCUACCUGAAAAAGAAACACAUGGGUCAUUGGCAGUGGGAAGACGAGCAUCAUCGUUGGCGCAGUUUUGACAAUUCUACAGCAUUUCAGCUAGAAAGGGCCUAUGUCGAACGAACUGCAACAAUCAAACGACUGUUUGAGGGCGCAAGUUGUUACAAAUUUGAUCUAAACGAAAUGCAUCAAAAGAAUGUAAUAACACGAAAAGUGCGAAAGAUAAAGAGAGAGAUGUCCGUUUUGGAUUAUCAAAGCUCUCCCGACGUUUGUCUUGCUCCAGUAGUUAUAGAUAGUGAUGAGUACAACGAAGUCGAGCCGUUGUUUUACAAAACCAUGCCACGUUACUCCUUCAAAAUCAUUGAAAUUCAGCGAGUUCAGAGUUGCCGUCUCUGGAUCAAGUAUCAACUUGCAAAAGAUAGACUAAAAAUAAAGAACGAAGAUGAAGAAGUUAACGAAAAACUCUUGUUUCACGGCACAAGGAGGACAAAACCUUCGCAAAUUUACACAUGGCCCAACGGAUUUGAUUUAGCCUACGCUCGUCCAAGAUUGUGGGGUAAAGCAAUCUAUUUCGCUGAAAAUGCUUCAUAUUCAAAGGACUACUCGUAUGAAAUACCUAACUCUUACAACCACAGACAGAUGUUUCUAGCAAAGGUCUUAACUGGUGUUUGUUGCAACAAUGCGCCGCAAGAUUCAAGACGAACGAAGCCCGAGGUUCAUGGCAGAAUGUAUGAUUCGUUAAGUGGCAUGGCAAAUGGGUCAAGAGUUUAUGCCAUCUUCGAUAACUUGCAUUCAUACCCGUAUUAUUUGAUUACUUACUCUCCCACUGUACCUGGUCUUUAAAACUCACCGAGACAGCUAGCUAAACUUAUGUGUUUAUGCAAAACAUUUAUGCAGUAUUUGCAGUGACUUAGCAUUUGCUAAAUUUUUUAUGCAAAAAUCUCUGUGUGUGAAGCUUAUGCAAUAUAUGAAUGAUUAUACAUUUGAAAUAUGAUUUUUUUUCUUAU